Messenger RNA from Anopheles maculipalpis, 1090 nucleotides. RefSeq lists its product as uncharacterized. Lineage: Eukaryota; Metazoa; Arthropoda; Insecta; Diptera; Culicidae. Bases 11 to 1054 code for a protein of 347 amino acids. The transcript is spliced from 3 exons. Gene Ontology annotation, cellular component: SAGA complex. The record is from RefSeq and is a predicted model, not a curated record. Gene Ontology annotation, molecular function: transcription coactivator activity.
CAAUAUAAAAAUGAAGCGUUCCCACUGGGGAAAGAUGGUGGACGGUUCCGAUACCCGGAAGGAGCUGGAAGCAAACGAUAUCGUGCUUACGAUGAGCAAGAUGGAUAAAUUUCAGCAGAUCAAGCUUCCCUACACCAUCACCAGAGAAAAGCGCGUUCCGCUAAAAAAUGCACUCGUCACGCAAACGGUCGAGGUGAUGAAACAGACCGAAAUGAUCCAAACACUCAUCGACACGUACUCAACCAAGUCCGGCUGCAACUACAUACUGAACCCGUGCCAGCUAAUGCCCACCGUACACUUUCCCUCCAGCAAUGUGGUCGAUUUGACGCGGAUGGAGAAAAUUACACGCCCGCUCUGGUUCGUGCUGCCGGACGAAACAUCCUUCACCCGGGGUGAUCCUAAGAACUUUGUCAAAAUCUCAAAACCCGUCGUCCUGCAGGCACUGCGCAAGGCAGCGUGCGGUUUACUGUGUAUGGAAGGGUUUUCGGAAAUUAACGAAUCCGCACUGAUUAUGAUUGUGGAUGGGUUGGAUCAGUACAUGCGGUUGCUAACGAGCGCCCUGCGUACGGCUUACACCGAACAGGACGAGGAAAUUGGCCCAGUACCGACGCUGAUGAUGGUGGAGCGGAUGUAUCAAAGUAUUGGCCGUAGUCCGGUGUACCAGCUGCACAACUACUACAAAAAGUUGAUGAACAAAAAUCGGGACGAGGUGCGUGAGUUUAAGGACAUCUACCAGGAGUACGAUCGGUUGCUGCAGGAGAAUCAGCUGUCGGUGCAGAACAUGCAGAAGCUGGGCGAUCUGAAGGAGGAAGACUAUAUGAACUUUCUCGAUCCGCAGUCCCACUCGUCGAACGGGACGACGAUCGACGGGACGGCGAUGAAUAUUAUUAACUUUAUCAACGGAGAAACGGUAAAUGGGUUCAAGGAUAUACUCGAGGGUGAACUAUUGGAAAACAGCAGCACACAGGAUUCGUCAGAUCAAAUGAACAGUAAUCAACAGUUUUAUCAGGCCGAUUCAUCCUCGCAAGGAUACGCACCGUCUGGACCGAUGUAGCAGUGUGCUGAGGAUCCACCGGUACAUCGGUUCACA